Molecule: messenger RNA, 762 nt
Organism: Postia placenta MAD-698-R-SB12
Lineage: Eukaryota; Fungi; Basidiomycota; Agaricomycetes; Polyporales; Adustoporiaceae
Exons: 2
Molecular function (GO): protein binding
Source: RefSeq, a predicted model, not a curated record
AUGGUACAAAGGGAGCGAAGGAUGAACGGACACGGUAAGUCUGGUCACGAACUGCCACCAGACUGGGAAAUCCGUCGGCCCCGGAAUGGCGGGCAAGAGCAGUAUUACUACAACACGAAAACGCACGAGUCGACGUGGACUCGCCCUGGACUGGUCAGGGAGGGCAGGUCGCUCGAACGGCGUGGGUCAGACGCGAAAGCGCGGACUGAUGCGCGGACUAACGAGCACACCGAUGAGCUCGAAGGGCGGGCUCAAUCCCGCAAGGAGCCGAAACGCAGACCGUCGCCUUCAAGCGGGCUCUCCUACGAGGACCGCCACUACCGACCUGGGGCGUCGUCGUCUGCGGGUGGUAGCUCUACGCAGCAGCAACCGCACUCCGACUCGUUGCCCGUACCUCGGCCGCCUUCUCCGCGAUCUGUACCUGAACGUCGCCAGUCACAUUCGGUUUCGCCGACGCGAAGGGAACAUCAAGCGCAAGCCGCAAAUACUCGUAGCCGCAGGGACGUGUCCUCGCCAAGGCUCGUUACGGAUAGUACGUGGCGGGACCCCCAGCGCGACGAUGUGCGGGAAAUGCUGCAGUCCAGGCAAGUGAACACCCCUGAGCGCCGCUGGGGGCCUUCUCGUGCGGCGGAAUCUAUGACCGGUCGAAGUCCUGAAGAUCGCUUGCGCGGUCGAUCUCAACGCAUCGAUGUCGAUCCUCUGCAUCAGCUCCCGCCUAAAGAUCCAGUUGUGCGCCACGAAGGUCUACAGUGGUCGGCUCCA